Molecule: messenger RNA, 1146 nt
Organism: Diplodia corticola
Lineage: Eukaryota; Fungi; Ascomycota; Dothideomycetes; Botryosphaeriales; Botryosphaeriaceae
Product: tpr domain protein
Exons: 2
Coding region: 1-1146 (381 amino acids)
Molecular function (GO): protein binding
Source: RefSeq, a predicted model, not a curated record
AUGGGGAAAACAAAACCGCACGGCAACAAAAAAUCGAAAAACAGCAACAGCAACAAAAAGCCCAAGAUGACAGCCCCGCAGCUCCUCGCGCAAGCCACCGCGCUGCUCCAAACCUCGCAGGCCGACGAGGCUCUCGUCGCCGCGCGCCGCGCGUACGCGCUGCUGCACCCGGACCCGGAGACGAGCGCGCCGACGGCGGCGGCGCUGCCGGCGCUGACGCUGCUCGGCGAGAUCAAUGUCGAGCUGGGCGAUGUCGACACGGCGCGCGACUACUUCCUGGUGGCCGCGGCGCUGGACGAGGACGGUAGCAUCCCCGAGCAGGCGGGCGGCGGCGCGGAGAAGUUCAUGUGGCUGGCGCAGCUGUGUGAGGAGGGCGGCGCGGAGAGCGUCGCGUGGUUCGACAAGGGUGCUGAGGUGCUGCGGAGGGAGAUUGCGGAGCUGGAGGCGAAUCAGGCCGGCCCCGAGAGGGAUGUAGCGCUGGAUGAGAAGAAAAGGAAGCUUGCGAAUGCGCUGUGCGGUGUUGUGGAGGUGUACAUGACGGAUCUCUCAUGGGAAGAAGACGCAGAACAGAAGUGCGAAGCACUCAUCACGGAAGCGUUGCUCGUACACCCGAACAACCCAGAAUCUCUCCAGACGCUCGCAUCGGUCAGGAUAUCACAAUUGAGGCACGAAGAGGCACGCAAUGCAUUGAAGAUGAGCAUGGAUUUGUGGAAGGACCUCAAGCCCGAGGACCCCAAGGUCCCCGACUUCCCCGUGCGGAUCAGUCUGUCUAGGCUGUUGAUGGAAGCGGAGCUGGAAGAUGAAGCACUGGAGGUGCUUGAACGGUUAAUCUUGGAGGACGAUCAAAGUGUGGAGGCGUGGUACUUGGGGGGAUGGUGCCUGCAUCUGAUGGCGGAAAAGAAGAAACAAUCAGAGGACGAGGAAACGGUCAAGGGCCUGCUCAAAUCCAGUAGACAGUGGCUUGGCAACAGCCUGAGGCUGUAUCAACUGCUGGAGUACGAGGAUGACCGGCUGAAAGACCAUGCGGAUGAGCUUGUGGAGGGGAUCAACAAGAUCCUGGGGCCGCCUGUGGAAGGCGAGGACGAGGUGGAGGAGUGGGAGGACGCGGAGGAGAGCGACUCGGACGAGGAGAUGCAGGGCGCGUGA